Molecule: messenger RNA, 1134 nt
Organism: Lodderomyces theae
Lineage: Eukaryota; Fungi; Ascomycota; Pichiomycetes; Serinales; Debaryomycetaceae
Exons: 1
Coding region: 1-1134 (377 amino acids)
Biological process (GO): protein folding
Cellular component (GO): endoplasmic reticulum
Molecular function (GO): protein disulfide isomerase activity
Source: RefSeq, a predicted model, not a curated record
AUGAGGAACAUAUUCUGGCUAAUCACACUCACACUAUCAUCGCUAGUGGCUUGCUACUCACCCUCCAACGUGAUACAAGCGAACGACAAGAACUUCCAGCAAAUUGUCACCACGCCCGGUAAAUUCACAUUUGUCGAUUUCUACGCCGACUGGUGUCGUCAUUGCAAGAAAUUGUCUCCGGUAGUUGACCAAUUACUAAACUUGUUUGCUGACUAUCCUCAAAUACAAGUGGUCAAGAUAAAUGGGGAUAAAGAUGGUAAGAAAAUGAGCAAGAAAUACGUUACUAUUGGAUACCCAACAUUAUUGAUGUUUGAUGAUCUGGGACAACACGUGGAAUUUGAAGGUGUUAGGGAUGUUGAAGCUUUUAGCAAUUUUAUACAGCAGUUGAGUGGAGUGAGAUUGGAUAAAUCGAAACAGGAUGAAUAUGAGGAAAGCAAUCUACAUAAACAAGGAAAUGGGCAACAACAGCAACAAGAAGAACAAGAUGUGAUUGUGUCCUUGACUCCACAACUGUUUGAACAACAACUUCAAAAUACGCAAUAUGCUAUAGUGGCAAUCGAGGGCAGCUGGUGCUCAUAUUGUAAAGAGUUUGCUGGUGUAUUCGAUCAAAUUGCAAACACCAUCUACGCUAGAAACAAAAACAUCCUUUUUGCCACAUUCACAGUCGACGAACAAGGGAACGGACAAGAGAUAAUAGACAAGUACGGGGUGAAGAGACUACCAGCAUUGAUGCUUGUCAAGGAGGGUAAUUUAGACAAUGCCAUUGUGUAUGAGGGCGAUUUAAGACGACUUGACAAAGUCAUUGACUUGAUUAAUGACUUUGCCGGGACAUUACGUGAUAGAACUGGGGAGUUGAAGGAGGGAGCAGGGGUGAUUCGGCAUAUCAGUGAGUCAAUUGCCAAAGCUAAUGUUGGCGAGUUCGAGCAAGUGUUGAGUGAAUUGGAUACACUUUGUGGUGACACUGUUGGAUUCUAUAAACUGGUGGUGGAGAGUUUAUUGACAGAUGCCAAUGCACUCAAUGUGGAGUAUAAUAGAAUCAAGUUGAUAUUGGACAAGGACAUUGAUAAGUUGAAUGGUGUUACUGUCGACUCAUUGAAACAAAGAUUGAAUGUGUUGAAUCUGUUGCGAUUAUAG